Lodderomyces jiufengensis is the source of this 912-nucleotide messenger RNA. RefSeq lists its product as uncharacterized. The transcript is spliced from 2 exons. NCBI's taxonomy places the organism in Eukaryota, Fungi, Ascomycota, Pichiomycetes, Serinales, Debaryomycetaceae. The record is from RefSeq and is a predicted model, not a curated record. The coding region runs from base 1 to 912 and encodes 303 amino acids.
AUGCCUACUGAAGAUGAGUAUUUUAAAUUAGGUUCACAGUCAACAACAUCAAGAAGUGAAAGUUUCAAUCGAGAAAAAGAAGAGGCUAGUACUUCAAAUCAACAAAGUAUUCCAAGACAAAUUGAUUAUUCAAAAUUUGUUCAAUCCGUCAAUAAAACAAUAAGAAAAUUUGAUAUUGAUAAAUGUGACGCUCCUUUAGAUGCAAUAAAAAUAGUAAAAGAUCACAAUAAUUCUGUUUUACCAAUUCAUAAAUUAACCGCUUAUGUUGAUUUUGAGAAAUACAAAAACCAUUGGGCUCAAAAAGAAUUGGAAAAAUUACCAGAAGCUUCAAGAAAGAAAUAUCAUGAAAUUCAUCAAGCUAUGAGAUACAAAAUUUAUUUACAAAACACUUUAGAUUAUGGUUUGACCAAUCAAUUUAGUUUUGUUUGUUCACCAUUUAGUUAUGAUAUGAUUAUGGACAAGCGUUUUGUAAAAAUGAAAUCAGAAUGUAUCAAAUUCAUUGAAUCUAUGCAUUUUUAUUUCCAAAAUGGUGAAAAGAAAUUUAAUUUAAAAUUCUCAACAGAAAUAAAGAAAUGGACUUUAGUUAGUCUCACACUUCAUUAUACCGAAAGAUCUAAAGCCCCGAGAUUAAUUAGACAUCACUUAACAAAAGAAGUUAAGAUAAUUAAAUUUUAUCCAGCUCCUGAUGUAGAAUAUGAUGAUGAUGAAGAUCUUGAAUACUUACAAAAUAAUAUAGGAACAUUAUCAUUAAAUCCCGAGAUUCCUGAAGUAGAUGAUAUAAACAAAAAUGUGAAAACAUAUUUCAUUAUAGAAUUAAAUAAUAAACUUCCAAUUAAGAAAUUGAAAAAACCAGAAAAUGAAGAAAUAGAUUCAUUCGAAGGCCAGGUAUUAUCUAUUAUUAGUAAUUUCUAA